Populus euphratica (Euphrates poplar) is the source of this 644-nucleotide messenger RNA. Its product is annotated as zeta-carotene desaturase, chloroplastic/chromoplastic-like. The transcript is spliced from 3 exons. Gene Ontology annotation, molecular function: 9,9'-di-cis-zeta-carotene desaturase activity. The record is from RefSeq and is a predicted model, not a curated record. Gene Ontology annotation, cellular component: chloroplast. Gene Ontology annotation, biological process: carotene biosynthetic process. Bases 211 to 561 code for a protein of 116 amino acids. NCBI's taxonomy places the organism in Eukaryota, Viridiplantae, Streptophyta, Magnoliopsida, Malpighiales, Salicaceae.
AGAGUAGUUUUGGCAUUCAAAUUUUCGCCAGAAGCAAAAAUUAAAAAAAAAAGUGCAAAAGAAACUAUAAGGGUUUUAUGUGUCAUCUGUCAACAUGUUUUGGGAAGCUGAACUAGCUGGUGCCAAAUUUCCUACCCCCUUAAAUUCUCUUUUGAUGUGUUAUCUCGUGGUACUUUUCAAUUUCAGACUUAUGAUAUAGCAAGAAAUGCUAUGGCGCUUGCCUUGAGUCCAGUUGUGAAGGCUCUUGUUGAUCCCGAUGGUGCAUUGAGGGACAUAAGGAAAUUAGAUAGCAUCAGCUUCUCUGAUUGGUUUUUGUCCAAAGGUGGAACACGCAUGAGUAUCCAAAGAAUGUGGGAUCCUGUUGUUUAUGCCCUUGGGUUUAUUGACUGUGAUAACAUCGGUGCAUGGUGCAUGCUGACCAUAUUCUCAUUGUUUGCCACCAAGACAGAGGCUUCUUUACUUCGUGUGCUCAAGGGUUCUCCAGAUGUUUACUUGAGUGGUCCCAUUAGAAAGUAUAUCGAAGAUAAAGGAGGCAGGUUUCAUUUGAGGUGGGGAUGCUGACCGAUAAUUUAUGAUAGAUCACCAGAUGGGGAAAUACAUGUCACAGGACUUGCCUUGUCAAAGGUAAAUGGCUUUUCAUUUUC